AUGGGGAGCCAGAUCCACCCUGUGGUGAAGAAACCAGUGCCUCAGGAGGCGGCUGCCUCCGUGUUUCCAGUAACUCCCCCGGCCCCUUCCAUACGGAAGGUUGAGGAGGAGGAUGAUUACCCCUACGAUCGUCUUUCUCCUCCCCCACCCUACCCAACUGCCCCGCCUGCGGUUCGGCCUGGAGAGCCAUCACAGGGACCGUCAGGGAUGCUUUCUCCCGGUUCCCUCGCCAGGCAGACCAUACAGUUUGUCCAACAGGUUAUGGGAAUGUCCCCUACCAGGGACUCCGGGGGUCAGCCAUCCACCCCAUCUGGGGCAUCCACCCUGUCGGGGACAGGGACCUCUCCUGGUUCCCUGGAGACAUCGGGGUCGUCCCCUCAGGGCGCCAUCACCCCUCCAGAGGAGGAGGAGAGUGAUGACUCAGAUGCAGGGGACACUGCAGGGUCCACUCCUCAGAGACCAGUCAGGACCACGAGGGGAAGACAGCCUCAGAGAUUGGGGGCUGUGCAGUGUCCGCUAAGGGCAGUGCCUAUGGGACAAAGACUGGUUUUAGUCCAUACCCCCUUUUCCACUUCUGACCUUCAUAACUGGAGACAGGGGCUUCCGCCGUAUCGGGAAAGCCCCCAGAAGUAUGUGGAUCUGGUGGGUCAGAUAAUUUCCACCCACCGGCCCCACGUCCCUGACCUCUUCACUCUCCUUACUGGCCUUCUGAGUGAAGAUGAACUCCGCCAGGUGCUGAAGGAGGCCCAUGCGUCCUAUGCUGCCUGGAGAGGGGAGCAGGUUGCCCAGGGGCGCUAUGAUGCGGGCAACUUGCCAGAACCUCUGGCAUUGAUCAGCCCUAACCCACCAGAGCCUGCAACCGACCCUAACAAUGAGUUGGGGAAUGUCUUGAUCAUGGCAGCACGAACUGCCGUCUUGGACGGACUCCGGAAAGGAGUCCCAAAAGCUAUUAACUUCCAUAGAGUGUAUGAAGCGAUACAGGGACCCCAGGAGUCCCCCACGGAAUUCCUGGUGCGUCUGAAGGAUGCCUUCCGUCGCUUCACAGACCUGGACCCAGAGGCUCCGGGAAAUGAGGCGGCUAUAAAAACAGCCUUUAUUGGCCAGUCAGCCCCAGACAUUCGGAAGAAGUUGCAGAAACUGACAGCCCCAUCCGCCCAACCCAUGGAAACCCUCAUACAGACUGCCUUUCAAGUGUUCCACCAGAGAGGGGAGGUGGAGGAGCCCGCGGAGUGGAGGGAGGUAGACCCUGAGGUCUGGUAUACAGGGACACCAGGAUUGGCCAAAUAUGCAACCCCUCAUCAAGUCCCACUGAAACCAGGGGCAUGCCCAAUUUCCGUGCGGCAGUACCCUCUCAAAAGGGAGGCCCGCAUUGGACUCCAGCCUAUAAUUCAGGCUUUCUUAGAGGCCGAUCUGCUGAUGCCAGUGUCCAGCCCAUGGUGUACACCCAUCCUUCCCGUACCAAAGUCGGAUGGAUCAUGGCGGUUUGUGCAGGACCUUAGGGAAGUAAAUGCCCGAACACUCCGACUGCACCCAAUGGUAGCCAAUCCCCACACCAUUUUGACCACCUUAACCAGAGAUCAAACUUGGUACGUGGUAGUGGACCUGAAGGAUGCUUUUUUCUGUGUUCCCUUGGCCCAGGAGUCACAGCCCAUCUUUGCAUUUGAAUGGUUAGAUCCUGAUGGUCCCAUAUCCCAUAAAAACCAGUUCUCCUGGAAGAGGAUCCCGCAGGGUUACUCUAACUCGCCUUCCGCCUUUCAGCGGGCUCUGUCCGCUGAUUUGAGCCAUUUCCAGCCACCCGCAGUGACCAUCUUGCAAUAUGUGGAUGAUCUUUUGGUCGCAGCAAAAACGGCGGACGAAGCGUCCGCACAAUCGGUGGCAUUAUUAAAUCACUUGGGUUCCUGUGGGUACAAAGUUUCCAAGUCAAAAAUCCAGUGGGUAUCCCAAAAGGUCCGGUAUUUGGGUUAUGUUUUGGAAAAAGGUACUCGGUACCUGCAUCCAUCCCGUAUCCAAGCGUUGAAUGAUUUAAAUCCUCCCCAAAAUGUGCAGGAGCUCCGUAGUUUUCUGGGAAUUGCAGGAUAUGGGCGACUGUGGGUCCCCGGGUUCUCUGUCUUGUCAAAGCCUCUGUAUGAAUUGACAGCCUUAAAUAUGGCUUGGGAAUGGACGGGCACCCACCAAAGGGCGUGGGAAGCUAUCCGGUCUGCUCUAGCCUCUGCAGCAGCCCUGGCAUUACCCGACCGGACCUUGCCCUUUGAGCUAUUUGUACACGAGAAACAAGGAGUGGCCCUGGCUGUUCUUACCCAGACCGUGGGUCCGGCCAGGAUGCCAGUAGCCUAUUUCUCCAAAAAUUUAGACAGCCCAGUCAAGGGGUGGCCAGCCUGCUUGCGGGCCAUUGCGGCAGCGGCAACGAUGGUUGAAGAGGCUUUAAAAAUCUCUGCAGGGAGCCCGAUACAUGUACAAUCCCCUCAUUCUGUGGCUGCUCUCCUAGAUCAAAAACUACCGGCCUGGGCGACCUCAGCCAGACUUACUCGCUAUGUGUCUAUUCUCUUGGAAAAUGACUCAGUGUCCUUACAUAAAUCUAACUGCCUCAAUCCAGCUACCCUGCUCCCUUUGCCAGCUGUCACCCCUGUCCAUGACUGCCUUAGAGUCUUGGCAGAGACGGUGGGUAUACGUCCUGAUCUCAGGAUGGAGCCCAUUGUUGAUCCAGACCUCUCCCUGUGGACAGAUGGGUCUUCUUUUGUCCUCAACGGACAAAGGUAUACAGGGUAUGCUGUGGUCACUGAGGAACACCCAGUAAUCUUAAAAAGACUGCCCCCACAGUGUUCUGCUCAAGUGGCCGAACUUGAAGCCCUGAUCGCUGCUGCCACCUACUGCCAGGGAAUUCGAGCGAAUAUCUACACUGACAGCCGAUACUCAUUCCUGGCCGCACACACCCAUGCUUCCUUAUGGAAGGCUAGGGGCUUUAGGGGUGCAGAUGGAAAAACCUUAAAAAUGAAGCCGCUUCUGGAAAGACUUUUCUCGGCCCUUCUGCUGCCCUCAGAAAUAGCUGUGAUUCACUGCAGGGGGCAUCAGACAGAUGAUGGCCCCGUGACACGGGGAAAUCGCCUGGCUGACACCUGUGCCCGACACGCGGCGCAAAUGGAAAGGGAGGAGGUCAGAGGACUACACCCAGCUUGGGAACCGAAGGGGACAGCAUGUGUGGGAGCCCUAAUUCCAGUCACCCCCACCCAGAUGCCUUCAAUCUAUGAUGCAAGGGACCACCUAAGCCCAGACGGGAAAUGGGUGAACGGGUGGUGGGUGGUGAAUGGGCGGAUACAACUCCCUAGUGCCCUAGUCCCCCAUGUCAUUAAGAAUAUGCAUACUAGCACACACCUUGGAGCGUGCACCCUUUACAGGUGGCUGAAGCAGAGGUACAGCAACAAGGGGCUGCGGCAGGCAUGCCGAAAUGCCUCAAAAACAUGUCCAAUAUGCCAAAGGAACAACCCUAAAACAGGGGUGCCAGUCCCAAGGGGAAGGCUGCGCACUGCCAGGUACCCUGGGGAGGCCUGGCAGGUGGAUUUUACUGAAAUGCCAAAACAGGGAACCAAACAUAACCUCCUAGUGUUUGUGGAUCUGUUCAGCGGGUGGCCGGAGGUGUUUCCAACCCGCACCCAAACAGCCCGGGAGGUAGUCAUGGCCCUGGUUGAAUCCAUAAUUCCGAGGUUCUCUGUCCCAAGGGGCCUCGAGAGUGACAAUGGGCCUCACUUUACCUCAAAGGUGGUUCAGGAGGUUUGCAAAUUGUUAGACAUCCCGUGGUUUCUGCACUCUGCAUAUCACCCAGAGUCCUCCGCGAAGGUUGAAAGAAUGAACCAAAGCCUGAAGAUUAAUAUUGCCAAGCUGUGUCAGGAAACUAAUCUGAAAUGGCCUAAGGUCUUACCCUUGGCCUUGACCCGGGUCCGAGCGGCCCCAUCCUCUCGACUGGGAUUGUCCCCAUUCGAGCUGGUGUAUGGCCGCCCUUUUGUUGCCUCGGAGCUGAUGGACCCUCCCGAAACCACCCAGGCAUACCUUAGAAAACUCGUAGGGGAUCUGUCUGCUUUAUCUCUCCAGGUCUCAGCAGCCUUGCCGGUGCGCCCAGAUCUACCCACUACGGUGCACCCGGGGGAUUGGGUCCUGGUGAAGGAACUACAUCCCAAUUGCACUGAGCCCAAGUGGUCAGAGCCAAAGCAGGUCCUUCUCAGCACACCCACAGCAGCAAGGGUCGAAGGGUUGAAAGCCUGGGUCCAUAUCUCCCGCCUGAAGCCAGUCCCAGCACCAGCAGACGAGUGGGCGUGUGAGCAGUUAGGCCCGUUACGCCUAAAGAUCCAGCGCCACACCCAGAGUUCUCCACCCCCAAGAAGUCAGGAGGCGGCAGUCUUGCAUACCGGGAGGACCGUUCCUGUCCACACCGACCUCCCUGCAGACCCAGACGAACAACUGGACUUCGUGUAUAUCGGGGACGGCAAAUUCAUUGAUGUAACUGAUGUUGAUGGGUGUUGA
This is a messenger RNA of Hemicordylus capensis (graceful crag lizard), 4512 nucleotides long. RefSeq lists its product as uncharacterized. The record is from RefSeq and is a predicted model, not a curated record. The transcript is spliced from 2 exons. The coding region runs from base 1 to 4512 and encodes 1503 amino acids. Gene Ontology annotation, biological process: virion assembly; DNA integration. Lineage: Eukaryota; Metazoa; Chordata; Lepidosauria; Squamata; Cordylidae. Gene Ontology annotation, molecular function: RNA-DNA hybrid ribonuclease activity; nucleic acid binding.